Messenger RNA from Conger conger (European conger), 1420 nucleotides. It is a transcript of the gene spock2, whose product is annotated as SPARC (osteonectin), cwcv and kazal like domains proteoglycan 2. The transcript is spliced from 10 exons. The record is from RefSeq and is a predicted model, not a curated record. Bases 80 to 1339 code for a protein of 419 amino acids. Lineage: Eukaryota; Metazoa; Chordata; Actinopteri; Anguilliformes; Congridae. Gene Ontology annotation, molecular function: calcium ion binding; protein binding.
UCACAUUUCACAGUAGAUCUCUACCCGAGAAGAAGUCAGCCAGCGUGAAUCGCAUAUACGUACAGCAUCACAAGCAGCCAUGGUCGGGAUGAGAGAUCUGGGCUAUUUUCUUGUCCCAGUCCUGCUACUGGUGGGGUCCACUAUGCAAGUGGACGUGAAAACUGGAAAAGAAGCGCAGAAUGCGGGGAAUUUCAUGGAAGAUGAGCAAUGGCUGUCCACCAUUUCCCAAUACAGCCGCAAGAUCAAACACUGGAAUCGCUUCAGAGACGACGAUUACAUCCGAACACUGGAAGAAAACCAAAGCUCUGAUGAAAACGUGGACACCACCAAGGACCCGUGCCAGAAGGUGAAGUGCAGCCGGCACAAGGUGUGCAUCGCCCAGGGCUACCAGCGGGCCAUGUGCAUCAACCGCAAGAAGCUGGAGCACAGGAUCAGACAGCCUGCUCUUAAGCCUCACGAAAGCAGCUGUAAGCCGUGUCCUGUAUCCGCCUCCUCCCCAGUGUGUGGCUCAGACGGACACAACUACGCCUCCCAGUGUAAGCUGGAGCAGCAGGGAUGCCUCACAGGGAAAGAGCUGACGGUGAAGUGCGCUGGCCUUUGCCCCUGCACCACUGAAACGAUUCCCACCUCCGACUCCCAGGGCAAACAUGAGACCUGCACUGGGCAGGACCUUGCAGACCUGGGCGACCGCCUCCGCGAUUGGUUCCAGCUUCUCCACGGCAACGCCAAGCAGAACAACUCAGGCAAGCCUGGCACUGGCACAGCCUCAGUUCUGGACAAGAGUUUGGUGGCGAGCUGCAAGGACUCGAUCGGAUGGAUGUUCUCCAAGCUGGACACCAACAGCGACUUGUACCUGGACCAGGCGGAGCUGGCUGCCAUCAACCUGGACAAGUAUGAGAUCUGCAUCCGGCCCUUCUUCAACUCCUGCGACAGCUACAAGGACGGGAAGGUGUCCACGGCCGAGUGGUGUCUCUGCUUCUGGAGGGAAAAACCUCCUUGCCUGGCAGAGCUUGAGAGGAUCCAAGUGCAGGAAGUGGCCAAAAAGAAGCCUGGCAUGUACAUCCCCAGCUGCGAUGAGGACGGAUAUUACAGGAAGCUGCAGUGUGACCAGGGCAAGGGGGAGUGUUGGUGCGUGGAUCAGCACGGCAGUGAGCUCACAGGCUCCCGGAUCCAUGGCAACCCCGACUGCGAUGAACUGGUGGGGUAUUCGGGGGACUUUGGCAGUGGGGUAGGAUGGGAGGAUGAAGAGGAGAAGGAGGCAGAGGAGAACGCAGAGGAGGUGGAGGAGGAAGAGGAGGGGGAGGCGGGAGAAGCGGAUGACGGAGGGUACAUCUGGUAGAAUACGACACGAGGAGGUGUUGGCUGAUGCUACAGGGCCGGCUCUCCCGUUUGUGGAAGUAAAAGGAUUGUGGGAACUAAA